GGGUAAGUGGCCUUUCCUGACCGGGCCUGGUGGGGAGGCCCUGAGGGGAGACCGGAGUCAAGCCUGGGCUUGUGGAAGGGGGCGGAGGCCGGGAGCGUCGGGCUCCAGGCCGCUGCCGGAAUCUCCAAGGUCUGCAGUCUGGUUGAAAGAUGUCAGUCCUCACUACCCUGUUUAAGUAUGUUGAUGAAAACCAGGAUCGCUUCGUUAAGAAACUUGCGGAAUGGGUAGCCAUCCAGAGCGUCUCUGCAUGGCCCGAGAAGAGAGCGGAGAUCCGAAGGAUGAUGGACGUGGCCGCUGCAGACAUCAAGCAGUUGGGUGGCUCUGUGGAACUGGUUGAUAUUGGAAAGCAGAAGCUCCCUGAUGGCUCGGAGAUACCACUCCCUCCCAUUGUACUUGGCACACUGGGCUCCGAUCCCCAGAAGAAAACGGUGUGUGUUUAUGGACAUCUGGACGUGCAGCCGGCAGCCCUGGAGGACGGCUGGGACAGCGAGCCCUUCACCUUGGUGGAGCGAGACGGCAAAUUGUACGGAAGAGGCGCAACUGAUGACAAGGGGCCGGUGGCCGGCUGGAUGAAUGCCCUGGAAGCCUUUCAGAAAACGAAUCAAGAAAUCCCUGUCAACAUCCGAUUCUGUCUGGAAGGCAUGGAGGAGUCCGGCUCCGAAGGCCUGGACGAUCUGAUCUUCGCCCGAAAAGACACGUUCUUCAAAGAUGUGGACUACGUGUGCAUUUCUGACAACUACUGGCUGGGCAAGAAGAAGCCCUGCAUCACCUAUGGUCUCAGGGGCAUUUGCUACUUCUUCAUCGAGGUGGAAUGCAGUGACAAAGACCUGCACUCGGGGGUGUACGGGGGCUCGGUGCACGAGGCCAUGACGGAUCUCAUUACGCUGAUGGGCUGCCUGGUGGACAGGAAAGGGAAGAUCCUCGUGCCCGGCAUCAGCCAGGCGGUGGCCCCCGUGACACAGGAGGAGCUGGAGCUCUACGACAAGAUCGACUUCGACAUGGAGGAGUACGCCAGGGACGUGGGGACAGACACCCUGCUGCACGGCUGCAAGACAGACAUCCUGAUGCACAGAUGGCGGUACCCAUCCCUCUCCCUCCACGGGAUUGAAGGAGCCUUCUCUGGGUCGGGGGCCAAGACCGUGAUUCCGAGGAAGGUGAUCGGCAAGUUCUCCAUCAGGCUCGUGCCAGACAUGACUCCCGAGGUUGUCAGCAAGCAGGUUACAAGCUACUUGACUAAGAAGUUUGCUGAACUGCACAGCCCCAACAAGUUCAAGGUGUACAUGGGCCACGGUGGGAAGCCCUGGGUAUCUGACUUCAACCAUCCACAUUACUUGGCUGGGAGAAAAGCUCUGAAAACAGUGUUUGGUGUUGAGCCGGACUUAACCAGGGAAGGUGGCAGUAUUCCUGUGACUCUGACUUUUCAGGAGGCCACAGGCAAGAACGUCAUGUUGCUGCCUGUAGGGUCAGCCGAUGACGGUGCCCACUCGCAGAAUGAAAAGCUCAACAGGCAUAACUACAUCGAAGGAACCAAAAUGCUGGCUGCAUACCUGUAUGAAGUGUCUCAGCUGAAGAACUGAGAUUGUGUUCCUUGGAGCGACGCUGAAGGAAUCUUGCCCUCCACCCUCUCCUCUCUGAUCGCUCAGGAAAGCUGUCGUCUGUCUCCUUUCCCUCUUGUCAGACCACACAGAGUCCCGAGAGUGGACAGGGGGCACCACCUGUUUCUCGAAUGGCGUUACCUGUACCAGGCAGUUAAGGCUGUUUAGCCCCGAGACUUGUGAAUGACUCUGAAUGAUAGCUGAGUUCCCAGUGGUCAGCACGACCUGGUCGCCAGAAAACAGCCAAAGUCUGACAGCAUGACUUCUUCUGUAGAAGGUUCUGGUUGGCAUCCUGUUGGGCUAAACAGGCCUUGGUGCUUUCUGGUGCCGUCUCUGCCCCUUGACUCAGGGUCAGGCACACUUGGAAUAUCUGUCAGGGCAUCUGACGCCUCGAGGGGCCUCCCUUACUGAUCCCUUGCUGUCAUGUGCGGCUCUGUCCUUUCUGAAGACGUAUCCAUUACUGACAUCUCCUGUCUUUAUUCACCCUCACAACCUGAACCUAACUGGAGGGGUUAUUUGGUCCCAGUCUGUGCUGAUGAAUAAAAAGUACGAGUGAAGC
Rhinolophus ferrumequinum (greater horseshoe bat) is the source of this 2154-nucleotide messenger RNA. RefSeq names its product carnosine dipeptidase 2 (gene CNDP2). The transcript has 12 exons. Gene Ontology annotation, molecular function: metallodipeptidase activity. Gene Ontology annotation, biological process: proteolysis. NCBI's taxonomy places the organism in Eukaryota, Metazoa, Chordata, Mammalia, Chiroptera, Rhinolophidae. The record is from RefSeq and is a predicted model, not a curated record. Gene Ontology annotation, cellular component: cytosol. Bases 150 to 1577 code for a protein of 475 amino acids.